Trichoplusia ni (cabbage looper) is the source of this 3403-nucleotide messenger RNA. It is a transcript of the gene Moe, whose product is annotated as moesin/ezrin/radixin homolog 1. Gene Ontology annotation, biological process: positive regulation of early endosome to late endosome transport; regulation of organelle assembly; regulation of cell shape. The coding region runs from base 133 to 1917 and encodes 594 amino acids. Gene Ontology annotation, molecular function: actin binding; cell adhesion molecule binding. The record is from RefSeq and is a predicted model, not a curated record. NCBI's taxonomy places the organism in Eukaryota, Metazoa, Arthropoda, Insecta, Lepidoptera, Noctuidae. The transcript has 12 exons. Gene Ontology annotation, cellular component: plasma membrane; apical part of cell; filopodium.
CGCAGGCAGUUGUCACAUCGCGAUAUUUUUGUGACUCAGGGGUGUGUGCAUUCUUUAUGUGUGUUGUUCUACUUAUGUGGAUUAUUAGGUGAUAUUCUUGUUUUUACCGGAUUGUGAUCCUAAACCGCCACCAUGCCGAAAUCGAUAUUGAGCUAUUUUAGCAAUGCCCUUGAUUUAGGCGGGAACGAUUCCACUUUGAUGAACGUCCGUGUGACGACGAUGGACGCGGAGCUGGAGUUCGCGAUCCAGCAGACGACGACCGGCAAACAGCUGUUCGACCAGGUCGUCAAGACCAUCGGCCUGCGGGAGGUGUGGUUCUUCGGCCUACAGUACACCGACUCCAAAGGCGACCUCACCUGGAUCAAACUCUACAAAAAGGUGAUGCAACAAGACGUAAAGAAAGAAAACCCGCUUCAGUUCAAGUUCCGCGCCAAAUUCUACCCGGAGGACGUCGCCGACGAACUCAUCCAGGAGAUCACACUCAAACUGUUCUACCUUCAGGUGAAGAAUGCAAUACUAUCCGACGAGAUAUACUGCCCGCCGGAGACGUCGGUGUUGCUGGCGUCGUACGCGGUGCAGGCGCGGCAUGGCGACCACAACCCCGCCGUGCACGGACAGACCUUCCUCGCCAACGACCGUCUGCUGCCGCAGCGAGUUACUGACCAGCAUAAGAUGUCUCGUGAGGAGUGGGAGCAGAGCAUCACGAACUGGUGGCAGGAGCACCGCGGGAUGCUGCGCGAGGACGCCAUGAUGGAGUACCUGAAGAUCGCGCAGGACCUCGAGAUGUACGGCGUCAACUACUUCGAGAUCCGCAACAAGAAAAACACGGAACUGUGGCUCGGCGUUGACGCGCUCGGACUCAACAUAUACGAGAAGGACGAUAAGCUGACUCCAAAAAUCGGUUUCCCAUGGUCAGAAAUCCGCAACAUAUCGUUCAACGACCGCAAAUUCAUAAUCAAACCGAUCGACAAGAAGGCCCCGGACUUCGUGUUCUUCGCGCCGCGCGUGCGCGUGAACAAGCGCAUCCUGGCGCUGUGCAUGGGCAACCACGAGCUGUACAUGCGCCGCCGCAAGCCCGACACCAUCGACGUGCAGCAGAUGAAGGCGCAGGCGCGCGAGGAGAAGCUGGCCAAGCAGGCGCAGAGGGAGAAACUGCAACUGGAGAUCGCGGCUCGUGAACGCGCAGAAAAGAAACAGCAAGAAUACGAGGACCGACUGAGACAGAUGCAGGAGGAGAUGGAGCGCUCGCAAGCGAACCUGCUGGAGGCGCAGGACAUGAUCCGCCGCCUGGAGGAGCAGCUGCGGCAGCUGCAGGCCGCCAAGGAGGAGCUGGAGCAGCGCCAGAACGAGCUGCAGGCCAUGAUGCAGCGUCUCGAGGAGACCAAGAACAUGGAAGCGGCCGAGCGCCAGAAGCUGGAAGACGAGAUCCGCAUGAAGCAGGAGGAGGUGUCGCGCAUCCAGCAGGAGGUCGAGAUCAAGGACACCGAGACCCGGCGCCUGCAGGAGGAGGUCGAGGAGGCCCGCCGCAAGCAGGACGAGGCGGCGGCGGCGCUGGCGGCGGCCACCACGCCGCAGCACCACCACGUGAUGGAGCGCGCCGCGGACGUGGGCGGCGACGCCGACGCCGCGUCCGACGCGGGCAGCGACGCGGGCGGCGGCGACCUCGCCAAGGCGCCCGACGACCUCGUGGACCCCGUGGCCGAGCGCCGCACGCUGGCCGAGCGCAACGAGCGGCUGCACAACCAGCUCAAGGCGCUGAAGCAGGACCUGGCGCAGUCCCGCGACGAGACCAAGGAGACGGCGAUGGACAAGAUCCACCGCGAGAACGUGCGCCAGGGCCGCGACAAAUACAAGACGCUGCGCGAGAUCCGCAAGGGCAACACCAAGCGGCGCGUGGACCAGUUCGAGAACAUGUAGGCGCCCCGCCCCGCCGCCCUCGCUGCCCCGAUGUCUCGCGUGUUGUCUUCCGGUCCGAGCACUUGUACCAUAUCGUCUCCUCCAUCGUUCCCCGCGGUCGCGCGUAAGCGAAUCAGUCUAGCAAUUGUAGUCUUUACUCCCAUCGCGUAAAGUUUAUAAUUGAGCCGCGCUCUGCACGCGGACCGACCGGUUCAAGUAAGUGCCAAAAAUGUAUAUUGAAACAUUCCGUUUUAUUUGCGAUAUUCUAAUUGCUCAUUGUAUAAAAUCGAGAUUAAUUUGUAACAGACGACAGCGCGUCGGGCCGCGUGCGAGCGGCGGUAGUGAUAGAAUGUUGAUGAUCGAACGAUAUUUUUAUAUAAUUUUAUACACCGUCCAGGCAAAUAUGUACCUUUUGCCGUCGUCAAGAGAUUGUCAACUUAUAAAGGGGUCAAGUUAUUUAGCGGUGCUUACAUAAUGUGUGUUUACGAACACUCGCACUUGUCGGGCGUCGUAGUCGAAACUAACUGUAAAUAUUGAUUAUUAUUACUUAUUAGUAAUUUUAUUUUAGACCGUUGUGCUAUAACCUUAUGUGAACAUUCAAGGAAUCACUUGCUACAGCGUGUGUUUUACAAUAGCCAGAUAAAUCAUAAAAUCAAGCACACUGAAUUGUUUAUUAAUAAUAAUCAUUUUUAAAAUACUUUGGAUAUAAUUCAUCAAAAUGUAUAUGUGUUGCGGCGCACUGCCAGCCUGCAGCGGCAGUGGGCCGCGCGGACCUUGCUGUGGCUGGACGUAUAUUAUAUUGUGGUAGUUGAUUCGGUUAUUAUAAUUUGUCUGUUGAUUAUUUUAGUGUUUGGCGGAUGUGUGUGUGAAGGUGUGGACAGACGGGAGCCUGGCCGCUCACACUCGGGCCGCGCCGCAGACCGGCGCUAUGCUAGCCAUGCUGCGUCAUGCUAGCCACGCCAUGCCAUGCCAUGCCGGGCCAUGCCGCAGCAUGCGGGCCUAGUGCCGGUCUGCGCCGCGCUAAACACCUGUUACGUUGUUCAUACGUGAACGUCACGAGUUUUGCUCAAAACCAUAACAAUGUCCGAAGUGUCUUGUCCGAUCGAGUAGCGGUGAAAGGGAGGGGGCGACGCCCCUUAUUUAUUUUUAUAAUCAUUUAUAAUCUAGAUGUAGGAGUUAGAGCUGCAAGUGUAAUUAUUAUUUUCAGUUCAGUUUCAACGGUUAUUACGUCGGUCUGUUAUACUGAUAUUAUGUUUAUGUACGAGACCAAUAUGUAUGUUAUAUUAUAGUCGGCGACGUGUGUCGCCAGCGGCGCAUGUAGAGACACGCAAAUGUAUCGGCCUACGAAACUGUUCCCACUUGUUUCUUGAACAAAAUUUGAAAUAGAUACUAAAAUGUAUGCUUGUAGGGAGUAUAUAAUUUUUAAGUAAAUAGAAGGCAUUCCAUAAGUUACAAUGCGGUGGCGUCGACUUGGUUUUUAUGAAAAUUAAAAUGUUAUGAAAAUAUA